Messenger RNA from Acanthoscelides obtectus, 915 nucleotides. The record is from the annotation of a GenBank genome assembly. NCBI's taxonomy places the organism in Eukaryota, Metazoa, Arthropoda, Insecta, Coleoptera, Chrysomelidae.
UGUCAAACUUGACAGUGCAGCAGUGACACUUCAUGCGUGGGUGAUUUGUUGUUAGACGAAAAACAAGACAAAAAUAUGGGUUUUCACAGAUUUUAUUAACACAAUUAAAAAACUUUGGACGCUGUAGACAGAAAAGCAUUUUUUGAAUAAAUUUACAGUAGUAUCGUAGCAUGUCAUCAGCUACGAUGCCCCUACUGUAUGAUGAUACUGUAGCUUUUGGAGACGAUGAUGGCUCUGGAGUUAGAAAAAAUGGUCUAAGACAUCCAUAUGUAACAUUGUUCCACUUAGCAUUCAGAAUAGCAGCAAUAGUUACCUAUAUGCUAUGUGGCUGGUUCAGUGAUAGUUUCAUAACUAGUUUUGUAGCAGUUGUAUUAUUGCUGUCCAUGGACUUUUGGACAGUCAAAAACAUCACUGGUAGAUUGAUGGUUGGUCUAAGAUGGUGGAAUUAUGUAGAUGAUGAUGGCAAAUCUCAUUGGGUGUUUGAAUCUAGACAGACUGACUCACAAAAUAUUGCUAAUGAAAGAGAAGCAAGAAUUUUUUGGACAGCCCUGGUCUUGACACCCUGCCUAUGGGGUAUCUUUUUUAUCAUUGCCUUGUUUGGACUCAAAUUGAAAUGGCUGCUGCUAGUAACCAUUGCUUUGGUGUUGAAUGGCUCAAAUCUCUAUGGCUACAUCAAAUGUAAAAUAGGCAACAAGGAGAGUGUUGGAUCUGUCACCUCAGAUUUUCUUAGGAAACAAAUACUACAAAAUGCUGUAACAAUGGUGAUGAAACAGAACAAUGCUCCUCCAUCAACUAAUAGUCCAAGCACAAACACUAUUUGAACAGUUUUUAUUUAUGUUUUGUUUGUAUUUUUACAUUUUUUGUGAUACGUGUAAUUCUUGCUUAUAUGAAAUACAUGGUAUAAAUUAAGAGUUU